This is a messenger RNA of Marasmius oreades (fairy-ring Marasmius), 1440 nucleotides long. RefSeq lists its product as uncharacterized. Bases 1 to 1440 code for a protein of 479 amino acids. The transcript is spliced from 3 exons. The record is from RefSeq and is a predicted model, not a curated record. NCBI's taxonomy places the organism in Eukaryota, Fungi, Basidiomycota, Agaricomycetes, Agaricales, Marasmiaceae.
AUGCUCUGGCAGUCAGACAAUCUAUUCCAUUCCAACGGACAAAUCUCUUCCCACGUCGAAGUUGCUCUUUCCCUAGCGCUGGAACACUCGUCGUCAGCUACCAUAAUCGUUACAAACUCGAAGGAUAUCGCCAUUUUCUUCCCUACCACACGGAACCGCCCUGAACCUACCUUUGAAAGGGUAUCGACGAGUCGACCCUCUUUGGCUCUCAGGGUCCUAGCCACCGCGUAUCUAUUCCAUGAUGUUCCCCCUUGGCUAUUUAUCCCCAUUUAUGCGCCAGAUAUAGAUAUAGAUGAGGACCUUGUCCUUCCGCAGGGACCUCCGCAAGACCCGCAUCAACCUCCACAUGCAGAUGAGGAGGUUUUCGCAACUCACCACCGUCAUUCUGACUUUGAUAUGGCAACCUUGGUUCGAGAUCGCGCAAGAGCGCUCCAAUUCUUUCGUUGGCACGAACACGUUUCUAAAAGACUUUCCAAAGUUGUCGCUCACCCCACUGACAUACUCACUGCUAAAACGAAUCAAGUCGGUUGUUGUUUCGUUCCUGAUGUUCGGCCCCUCUAUCCUUUCGACGCCUCUGAAAUUCCAUCGGAUACAGCGGCACACCUUGAGGCAACGCAACGCGAAUCGCCAUUUGUGACUGCUAGAGUCGCCGAAUCGUUUAAGCGGAGCAAAUCCUUCAUACUCGAGAUCCAAGAUAUUGUGGCAGAAGGCUCACCGCACGGGAUCUGCACCGUUUAUCGUUGUCGAAUCACCUCAAUCGACGGCGUUCCCGUGUCAGUAUCGCCCCUCUGUCUGAAAUUGUUCGAUGAUCGAUUCCAGCAGCUGCAAAGUCCCGACGAAGGCGAGGAGCUCAAUGACGACCUUCUUCCUCGAUGGUUUGAUCGAGUCGUAUAUGCUGAGAGACACGCUCUCAAUGAAGCAUUUGCUUACGACAAACUUCGUCCUGUACAAGGAACUGUCAUUCCUUGGUUCUACGGUACUCACCAGUUUACGCUACCUGACGGAACCAUCUUGUACGGUCUUCUCAUGGAAUACGUCGAAGGAUGGAUGCUCGACUCCAGUUUUACACGGGGGUUGCCCCCUGAUAGGCAAAUCAAGAUGCAAGUAAUCCUCCACACCAAUCCGACCACCAAACUCGAUCAUGCUGUCCUUAUCGACUUUGCAUCGACGACGCAAACAUGGGAGCCAGACGAGCACAAUCAUAUUGGGAAUUACUUUGGUCUGCUUCACGUCCUGUUAGGUAGACGAGGCACCGUCGAGUUUGAUCCAGAGCUUGUGUGGAAACGUUAUGGCGAGCCGGAUGACUGGGAUCCUGUAUUCGCUUUGAUCCCUGUCGUUCCGAGGGGUAAAGACAAGAGGGUUGUGAAAGCUAGAAACAUGUUCCCUUACAUUUCAUCUUACGAUGGCCAGAAAGUAGCCAACUUGACUGGAAGCUGUUGA